Lolium perenne is the source of this 809-nucleotide messenger RNA. RefSeq lists its product as uncharacterized. NCBI's taxonomy places the organism in Eukaryota, Viridiplantae, Streptophyta, Magnoliopsida, Poales, Poaceae. The record is from RefSeq and is a predicted model, not a curated record.
CGUGCUAGCAAUGUCGCAUUGCUCGACAGGCCGCACAAUCACUUUGCCUUCGCUUUAGCCUUUGCGCUCUGCCUUGCAAGGAACGUCGCCGGAGCUACCAGGGACUGCCCGGGUACUACUGCCACCACUUGCCCCGCCGGACAGCACGCCACUUGCGGCGUCGGCGGCCACCGGCCCGUCAGAGAGAUGGCGACAAGGUGCUUCUUCCCGAGGGACCACGCCGCCGGGCAGGGCCACGGCCACCGGCAGCAGCAGCAGCACCAGUCCAAGGCGGCCGCGGAGGCGCUGGAGCAGCUGCACCACGGCGGCCGCGUGCUGUCGCGGGAGGAGGUGGGCGGCGCGGUGCGCGUCAAGAUCGUGGUCAGCAAGCGCGAGCUCAAGAAGAUGGUGGCCGCGCUCGGCACCGGGGGCCCCACCGCCGGCGUGGCGGGCUCGACGGCGGCGGCGUCGGGGGAUCGGCGCAGCUCCCGCCAGCGCGCGUCCUCCGGCGGGACAGACGCCGAGCAGAGGCUGCAGUCGCUCCGGCGCCGCAGCAUGCGGCGGGCGGCGGAGGAGGCGCGCCGGAUGCAGGCCAGCGGGGAGUGGGAGCCCGGCCUGCAGAGCAUCCCCGAGGAGGCCUACUGAUGAGUUAGACGGCGGCGUUGCGUUGGUUAAUCGCUUUCUACUAAUCUACUACUCGUACCAUCAAGGCGGGCUGGGUUUUGAUCGCCUCCUGCUAAAUGCUAAUCGGUGUAUGUGUACAGUGCUCUUGGCUUGUUUUGUUCCGGAUCCUUAAUUAUGAUGAUGAGGCUACUAAACGCUUUGGUUAA